AUGUCGGCGUCGUCGUCUUCAACUACCACUACAACGACGACGUCCACAAUGACAAACACGGCGACAACGCAGCAAGGAACGUCAUCUAAUCGACGCACCCCAUCGUCUACAUCGUCUUCAUCGUGUCUCAUCAAGUGCUUCCUUAUGGAACGGCAUUGGCGACACCUUUUGUUCUCCUUAUCACUUCAUACCCUUAUCUACAUUCUUCUUCAUAUGUGUUUCCCUGCCAGAGAUCUUGCUCAAGCCUUCCUUGCCGAUAUCCUCAUUCUUCUUCUUGCUGCAUUUGGAACUGCUCGAAAACUGCCUCUUCUUAUCUUCCCAAGUGUUAUCGUUAAGUUCAUUUGUUUCUCGCUGUGUGCUGGUGUUGCCAUGUUGUCCUUAAGUGAGACGAGUAUCAAUAUGAAAACAAAAGAGGCGAGGAUGGAAUUCAGACGACAGAGAAAUUAUCCCGAAGUUGUAAAUAUCACUUUCGAAGAUCAUCCGACAGUUUGUAUCUGGAUUCACGCAAUGGCUGUUGUGGUUGCGCUGGAUUUGAAUAUCGGAUUGAAAGCGUUUUACAGCUCAUUCGAUUGCAUGAAAAAACCUGUUGUAGAGGAAGAGAAACCCCCAUCAUACACUGUUUGCGUAACGAAUUCCUCUCAAUCAGCACUUCCACCCACUUAUGAAGAAGCGUUAGAAGCCCGAAAAAACAUGCAAUCUCAAAUUGUUCCGUCAAGGAAGAAUCAACGAAAUUCUGGUAUUUUCGUUGUGUAG
This is a messenger RNA of Caenorhabditis remanei, 753 nucleotides long. RefSeq lists its product as uncharacterized. The record is from RefSeq and is a predicted model, not a curated record. The transcript has 4 exons. The coding region runs from base 1 to 753 and encodes 250 amino acids. Lineage: Eukaryota; Metazoa; Nematoda; Chromadorea; Rhabditida; Rhabditidae.